AUGUCAUCUCUGACAGGAGGGAGAGAAAGAUUUACUGCCUCGGAUCCUAAAGUGCAGCAUCACUGCGAGUCCUCCCGAGUUUGCGCAAGUAUUAAAGGGAACGACUGGAACUGCCGUCCCUACGAGCGCCCCACGCCCGAGGGUGCGGGGGGAUUCAGGAGCAUGUACUUCCCGAGAGCUGAGGCUGUCCCGUCCUACAGGACUCUGCCUGGUUCUGUGGGAGAGCGUAUCAUGUCCUUGAGCAGCACUCUGCACAGAAAUGCUGCUCGGUCGGAGAGGAAAGAUGCGUGCUGUGAAAGAUGCUCAGCCACCCUUGUUGCUCUCAAGAAACAAGCUCUCAGCCUGUCUGUCCAUCAUCACUUCUCUUGUAAGGACACUAGUGACCUGUGUGUAUUUCUUCAAGACAACCUACGCGUCCACAGCCGGUCGACCUUAGAGUCCAGGGACAGAGGCAAGGAGCUGGGUGAGUGUGCCACCUGUGGCACAAAGCUGAAUCAGCUCAAGCACGAGGCAGUACACUUGGCCCUGAACAGCAGUCGUCAAUCAUCCAGCGCCAGGAAUGCUACACUGCUGGGACCAAGUAACACAAAACUUGGGGACAGGGCUGCCUCACAACCACAUGGCCUCAAUCACUGCCCUCGAAGCCCUAAAACGCCUCAGAGAACCCCACAGACACUUAGACGGAGGAUAGCCAAGCCCCCCAAUCAUGAUAUGGAUGGCUGGGUUGAGGAGCAGCACCGUGUUCCUACUGACGGUGUCACCUUUUAUCCCCACAGUCAGGCGUCAGACAAUGACGUGUUAAGAUGUACUGAUGUUGUACGUGCUAGCUCCAAGAUCCCUCACCUCUCCAGGGUUGUGACCAUUGCAAAUACUGCUGCCAUGUCCUUUUUGGCCAGGGCAGCAGAAAAGCUCAACCUAAGGAGAAAAGGACAGGCAUCAGAUGCAGCUCCUCCUCACUUCUCCAACAGCUUCAGGGAUCUCAUCCAGAAAAACCCUCCGCCUGUCCCCUCCUGCCUGCUUCAAGCUGCUAUCAGAACCAAAGACUCACUCAAUGUUGGCAAGGUCAAAGUUGUGUUGCGAGUGAAUCCAACAAUGAAUGAGGGCCAACCCCCGGUUCUCCACAUUGACCCUUCCAAAAAAAGAGCCAUUUUGUUGGAACCCGUGUGCCAAAGUUCACCACGCGCCAAGAAGACCUCCAAUCGUGAUGGAAAAGAUCUUCUGAAGGCUUUUCAUUACGAUGCCAUCUAUCCUCAAGACUCUAGUCAGAUUGAAGUGUGUGCCGGCGUAUUGGCUGAUGUCAUUCGCUGCGUGCUGAGCGGCAACGACGGAUGUGUCCUGGGUUUGGGGUGCGCUGAUGUGGGCUCCUGGUCCAGCAUGGUAGGGAAUGCUCAGAGCAUCCAGAAGCUCGGGGUGAUUCCAUGUGCUAUCUCAUGGCUGUACAACGCAAUCGAGAAGCGGCGGGAGAAGACGUGGACAGAUCUGACUGUAUCCGUGUCUGCUGUGGAACUCUGCUGUGGAGAGGAGGACACGCUGAGAGAUCUACUGGGGGAGGUUGUCCCUUCUUUAGGAAGUAUGCAGGACACCCCAAGAGCUAACAUUCGGCUCCAAGAGGACCCCAUCCAUGGGAUACAGCUCCGGAACCACAAUCGGGUCAAGGCCCCAACUGCUGAGCGGGCCGCCUCCCUCUUGGAUGUAGCCAUUGCAGCACGCAGGCACAAUGACUUCACCACGUUUUUGUCCCACAGCUCCAUAAUGUUCUUCACACUGCACGUCCAAACCCCUCGCACACAAGAAAGCAGUACCAUUGGGAAAGGUUCACGCAGCCCAACCAAGUUGACCAUGAUUGAUGUCUGUAGUGGUAUGAAAGGAGGGGUUGGAUAUAUCCGAAAUAGACCUCCGCAUUCGGACCUGGGCCCAGUUGUGUUGUCGCUACUGAGUGGGCAUAAAACGAUCCCUAAAAAGGGAAGUAAGUUAACUAUGCUUCUUCGAGAGUCCCUGAGUCAUGCUAACUGCCACAUCGCAGUAAUUGCUCAGGUUGCUAAUUCAAUGGCCCAGUUACAGGAAACCACCUCUAUCAUCCAGCUAGCUUCUCGCAUCCGUAGGACACAGAAGAGAACAAAGCAAUCCAGUUCAUGCUCACCUAGUGGCAGGAGUUUGACAAGACAAAAAAGAGGACCUCCAUCUUUUUCCUUGCGAGCUUUCCACUCUACAGAUGAGGUUGAUGUUGACGUACAACAUUUUCGUCUCCGUGGUGAGCUUGAUGAACGCUCUAGCAGUGACCAGUCUUGUGAUACAGUCAUCCAAAUAGAUACUGAUGGCUUAAUCCAGCCUAGAGCAGCCCCAAGGUUAGCAAAGCCUGAGUUUGUGCCCAUUAUACCCUCUUUACACCCAAACAAGGCUGACAUGGAAGACCCGGAGUUUACCGCUUUACUCCAAGAGCUGCUGAAAAUUCCCAAACUUCGUGGAGAGAACAAGAAAGAUGAUCCUCAGGGACAGGCUGAAAUUCUGAAAUCUGAAUUGACGAAGCCAGAAAAAGACUAUCUUAAAUGUGACACGUUUACUGAGCUUCAAGAGCGCUUGGGCUGCAUCGACGGAGAGGAAACGAUGGAUUUGCUGAAGUCCUCCUCCAAAUGCCAUCCAACUCAUGAUGCCACACACAAACCACAAUCUGAGAAAGUGACAGGGAAACAGGCUACCACUGAAUCAUUGGAGGCACCAGUCAUGAUGAAACAGGUUUUAGGCUGCAGUCAGACAUUGGGUCGAGAAAAACAAACAGACAGUGCCUUUAAUGGAGACAAUUUUCAGAGAGAGGAUUCUGGUCUUUAUGAUUGUGAGGAGUGCAGUGCAACAAGUUCGAGUGAGGAGCCGCUGAAUCAAACUCUCAAUCGCAACACGACUUAUCGCUAUCAGUUAGCCACAUCUGGAGCUGCUCAGUCUAUUGACACACUGUCUUCUCAAUCUGUAGAUGUGAAAACUCAGUGCUUUUCUACUACCAGUUCCAAUGAGCCUACUGCAAGGAAGGAAAGUCAUGAAGCAGCGGACUGGUUCAAAGCAGACAAAAGGACUUCACCCGUUGGAAAAAGUUUACCUGCCUCACCCCCUUCUCCACCCAGCAAUGCUACAAAACCUUUAGCUAGCAGUGUAUUACUUGAGGGCACUAUGGCUAAUGAGCUCAAAAAGGAUGCCAAGGAAAUGAAGGCAACUAUCACUGUUACUGUUCAGCAGCCACUUGAUUUGAAGGGUCAAGAUGAGCUUGUUUUUUCUAUGGUGGAAGAGGUGACCAUCAGCAGCACGCUGGACAGUGGAAGGACUGGAGGGAACAUCAUUUGCAUCAAAGAUGCUGCCCAGUCGACACCACAGAUACACUGUUCCACAGGGUCCCAACCGAUCCAAAUUAUAAGCAAUAUAACUGAAGAUUCUGUAGCAGCAAGUCAGUCAAAUGUCACACAGACCACUUUUGUUCAUCAAGGAAGUACGAUGACUGAUGCUGAAAAAUUACAGUAUCCGUCAAGAAGAGAAAGAGCUCUACCUUCAUUUAUAAAUCCCAUGCUGAUAAAUAUGGAUGAACAGUGUGAUUCAGAUCAUGUGAAAGAAAUAGAAAGAACCGAGACUACAAUAACAUGUUCAGCUUCUAUGUCUGCUUCUGAGACUCACAAAUUAAAAUCAGACAAUAUAGGUAACCCAACCUGUGGUCAGAGUUCUUCUGACACAGUGGUCUUAGGCAGCAACUCUUUUGGUAACAACACUGCAGAAAACAAAAUGUGCGGUGAGAGGAUCAGAAAUACUGACAAGAGCCACCAUGGAAACUGGGAGCAUGUUUACUCCUUAAACCCUCCAAAAGCAUCUCUAGGGGAUGAAUCAGCUCGCAAACGUCUUGGGAAUACUAGAUUAAUUGGUGUUUCUCUAGGUUGCCUGGAUACAACUGGUGAGUCCUUUAAUACAGGUAGUUUGCCUCGGAGCUGGCUGAAUGCCAACCACCAGGAAACUCACCAUCAGAUGGCAGACGGCUGUCAAGACCCAAGGGGGUUGACAUCAUCCACUCCCUGCAGCCCAAGGGUAACCCUAGAGAGGAGACGAGGCAAGCAGUCUUCCCCUGUGAACCAUAGCCUCCACAAUGUCUCUUUGUUGAAAUAUGAAACAGACUACAAACAGGAUGCUAGGAGACCCCUCAGAAGGGGUGUUGGAUCAUUGUUUGAAACCUCAAAGGUAGGCAUGAAACAUGAUCAGAUGGCUGGGAGGAUGAUGUCACCGUUGGACGAGAGUGGCAGACUUUUUAGUGCCAAAAUGGAUCAAUUUGCAAGCACAUCCCUUGGGAGGAACACGUGUGAAAUCCCGACUUUUGACCGGGGAAGCAACAACACCUCUCCAAACUUUCAGGGUACCCCCAAGAAAUGUUCUGAUGGACAUGGCAAAGGCGCUCAUAAAGGAAAGAGUGUUGGGGAUGGUACAAUACCGAGAGCUAGCAGAAGCUCCAGAAAGACCCGCCAGAGUAACCACAGUCAUAAUUCCAUUCCGUCUGAAACUGUAACUCUAUCCAGGCCGACACAUUCAAAGCUGUCUGCUGUCGGGAAACUUAAGAUGGCAUGUCCCAAAGUGCGACGCCUAUCUGCUCCUAGCAUCAAAAACCUCAGUCUCCCCCGUAAAGGCCUGCAGCAGUCCAUCAACCGGAGUGCCAGUCUUUCACCGGACAACAAAACGGUUAGCUUUGAGGGGUCUUCCUCAUUUCUCUCCUCUUCCCCUUCACCCUCUUGUCAUUCCAUCAGCAGGACGCCUAGUCAAAGCUCCACAUGCUCAUCCACAAAAUCUGCCAUCCAAGGAUUCACCAACGGCCGCAUUACAGACUUCUUAAAGGAAAGGCCUGCCAGCCCCACUGUUUCAGGGCUAGAGCCAUUGGGCCCGUUUCCUUCUCCUUACACCCAGCUCACCUCUCCACGCACACCCCCUCACAUGAGUGGACAUGCAAGCGACACCACAAGUGUUCUAAGUGGUGAUUUACCACCAGCUAUGGGUAAAACAUCGCUGUAUUUCUCGAACAGGAACAGUACAAUGAGCAGUGGAUAUGAUAGCUUGUUAAGGGACAGUGAAGCCACUGUAAGCGACAGGAGUGACAGGAGUGGCUCUUACCUCAGAGAAGCUCACAGUAGCAGAUCAUCUCGGCGGAGAGGCAACACAGGCACCAACCCACGUGAUCUCUCUGAUGACACACCCCUCGAAACGAGACAAUCGGCCAACAGCCUGAGAUCUCGAUGGGCGGAUCAUGAAAUCCCAGAGAAUUACGACAUCAAAGUGUAUGAGAUUGACAACAAGAAACGGAUGCAGAAAAAAGAGACUCACAUGCUUCAGCGGCAGGCAGCAGUUUUUGGAGCUCACACAGAAGACGAUCAUAGACGUCGGAGCCCAAUCCCUCAAAUUGAGCAGAGAUCUGGAGUGGGUCGGACAGGAUCUCACGCAGGAGGCCAUCGUUCAGAACCAAGACUGCGACCUUUGGCAGAAUUUCGAGGUGGACACUCUGGAGCUCCUGGAGGACCUUAA
This is a messenger RNA of Nerophis lumbriciformis (worm pipefish), 5532 nucleotides long. NCBI's taxonomy places the organism in Eukaryota, Metazoa, Chordata, Actinopteri, Syngnathiformes, Syngnathidae. The record is from RefSeq and is a predicted model, not a curated record.